This is a messenger RNA of Gadus chalcogrammus (walleye pollock), 5479 nucleotides long. RefSeq lists its product as uncharacterized. The record is from RefSeq and is a predicted model, not a curated record. The transcript has 3 exons. Lineage: Eukaryota; Metazoa; Chordata; Actinopteri; Gadiformes; Gadidae. The coding region runs from base 2851 to 3966 and encodes 371 amino acids.
CAGACGAGCCAACUGAAUCACCGAAAAACAAGGAAAUAGCCUAGGCUAGAAAUUAAUUCCUAUUAAGUAGUUAUAGUGCAGUUAGCAGAAUACACGCAUGAUGACAAUUUUGUGCAGACCACGAUAAUGACGUUGUAGCCUGCACGUACAAGAGAGAGAGAAAGCAAACAAUAAAAAUACGUAAAAUCUAAAAGAAAAUAAAUGUUACGAACUACCCAAGUGUUGACUGAUUUGUGCCAAGGUGUUUACUUAAAAUGUGUUUUCAAAGUGAUCCCUAAAUGCCUGUCCACUCGGUUCCACACGGCCAAAUUCCUUGUAAUGUUGAUCGCCAUCAUCAUCAUCGUCUGGCUGUGGAAUGUUCCUCCGCUUGCAGAGGUUGUGUAGAAUGGCACAUACAGUGAUUACUGUGCUUGCCCUCUCUGGGGUGAGGCGUAUUUCGCCGUGGAGGACAUGAAACCGACGUUUCAUCUGCCCAAUUCCUCUCUCCACAACAUUUCGUGUAUGUUUGUGUGCUCGCAAAGAGCCAAUACGAUGUGUUUUACGCAUAGGACUAAGCGUAAUCUGCGUAAUCACUUAUAUUUAACUGUGCUCCCGGUUGUGGAUUGAGGUAGGGUGUCUAGAGCCACGUCUUGCAUGGAUAGUCACUGUCACCCAGCAAGUGACACCCAACUGGUACAUCUCAAAAAGCUGCCUCAGACCGCUCACCAUUAAAAUGCGCGAAUCAUGGGUAGCUGAAGAUCCAGGCCACUUUGCAACAACAUCCAGUAGGCUAUGUUAAAAUUUGCAUCAAAAACAACCUGCGUGUUGAUGGAAUGCACUUUCUUCCUAUUGACGAACACGUCCUCGUCUUUUGAUGGCGCAAUUAUUUUUUAUUUUUUAUAAGUUAUAUAUAUUUUUUUAUAACUUAUAAUUUUUAUAGCAUUUUAUUUCGGGACUAAUCGGAUUAUUCCUGUUAGUCGGGGAUGUUAUUGCAUCGCGCAUUAACUCCACAAUAAGUUGAAUACCCUAACAUUUCGUCUCGCAGGCAUUUUAAGAUUCUUUGUGAAUAGGUCUUAUGAGUUAGGAGUCCUCUUGAGGACUUUUAAGCUCUCCUAGACUUAGGUGCUACUUUGAGUCCAAAAAUACUUUGUGAAUUGCUCUUAGUGAAAAAAGUUAGGAGUCCUAAAUUUAAGAGUGACACGCCCAUUAUUUUUAGGAGUUACUCCUAAAUUCGCCAGUUAGGACCUACUUUUAGCCCUAAGAUCCUUUGUGAAUACGGCCCCAGAUCUUGAUUUCAUGAAUAAAUAAAUUGUAUUAAUUGAAAUAAUAUACGAAAAUAAAAAGGCAUAGAAUAAAACACUGCAUUGCCACUAAACAGUAGUGCAAAUAGGCCGUACUGAUGUGUACACCAAAGACUUCCUGACACUCCUCUGCCCCGCUGUGUUCGCUCUGGCUGUGGUCGCUCCGAACUGUUUCGGCCCGUGGCAAAGCGAGUCAUCCUCGCUGCUGUCCAAGGCAUGUUGAGACGCAGCAUUUAUUUAAUGCUCAUAUGUCCUAGUGCUGAAAAAAGGUUACAUGAAAAAGUGUGAGGGUAGCGGUGGUGCGCUAAACUUGUUCUGUGAGCAGCUGGAUGUGAACCAUGGUGUGAAGGAAGUGAACACAACGAUCGAUUUUCAACUGUGCGCGCAUGCACUGGUGUAAUUGACCUUUCGCAAAACCCCGCCCCCAAACGGUCAUUGUCCAAUCAUACAUCCUAGCAACCGUUACUAUGUAAACAAGGUCCGACAAACAAAGUCCGACAAGCAAAAUGGUGAAGCGAUGUGCCUAUGGCGUAUGUAAAUCGGACAGUAGGUACCCCAAGAGUUUGGCUGGGGGAGUCGUGUUCUUUCCUUUUCCAAAGCCGAAAACACAACAGGAGCGAUGCCUACGAUGGAUCAAACAGUGUGGAAGGCCCCACUCCCAGCUAAAUGUCACGAAAAUAAACAAGCAUGCAUACGUCUGCUCCAAGCAUUUUGUGAAUGGACAGCCCACCCCUGAGUAUCCCGACCCUGUACUUGCUGUACAAGUGUCGAACCAGACUAGGGAGCAGCUCGGAGGCUGUCGAAAGCCACCCCAAAAACGAUGCAGAUUAAGUGUGCAGGAUGCCUCUGGCUCCACCUCCAGCACUGAUGAUGCAGACGAGACUCGACAGUAUAUUGUUGACAGUGGUGAGUGAUAAGCCUUUUUCAAGUUAAUACUGGCGUAACAGGAGUGGAAUAGACUGCCCAAUCCCAUUACCUCUGUAUUGUGUUGAAUGAUAGAAUAGGCAGCAAGAUGUUUCAGACAGUGAAUAAGUUCCUUUAUUGGCACUUUCAUUCUCUGUUCAGAGGUCAAAACAAACAAGAAGAACAAAGAAACAAGAGAACAAAAUAAGAGUCCAUACAUACAUACAGUAAGACGAUCACGGAUUUAUCUCACUGGUAUGUAACAUAGUAGUCAAAGAAAAAUGCAUCAAGCUUGCUCUUCAUCUCUUCCCAUUUUGCAACAUCAAAUUGUAUUCUUUCUAGGUGGUAAUCUUCCUCACAUUUAACAAAAAAAUCACACCAUGACAUACCCGUGAGCCCAAGCUGCCCCAUUAUUUGAUAAUGAUGGGCAUGACACUCUUUUAGUUUAUAGCGUCCAUCUGCCUGCUUGCAAAGGUAAGGACACUCUGUAAAGCUGUUCUUGGAUGGGCACUUAAUUUCUAAAAGCCCAUAGCUUGGGCUUUCACUCCCUCCUCUCUCUAUCACCUUACGGUCAGGUGAAGUACCAAGGUGUGGGGCAUCAGGAUUUACAACAAAACCACAUGGAUACACUAGAUUACCUGUGAGCUUCGUGUACUGUGUUGCUGCUAUGGGCUCUUGUUCUACACCUCUUUUCAUGGCCUUAGUUUGUACUGAUGCGGCACUCUUUAAGAAGAAGAAAUUAGAAGAAGAAAACAACAACAUGAAAUUGAAAUUGUCUUUAAAGGAAACUGAAAUAGAAAGGCUGAAAGCACAAAUUAGCACACUUAAAAAGAAAACUCUAACACCUGAACUACUUGAAAGCAGUGAAAUCCCUAAAAUGUUGGAAUACAGUACUGGGUUUACAUAUGAUCGAUUCAACCAACUGUGCACAAUAUUUGGCAUCCCAAAUGAUCCACACACCACUCAAAUAAAUGUGCCCUUAAACUACAAGCGCAAUGAUUGGCAAGUUGCUGAGAUGCCCCUCCGUAGCCAGUUGCUGUUUGUUUUAAUGAAACUCCGCAACAACGAAGACCUAAAGAACCUUGCCUUUAGAUUUAAUAUAACCACGCAAACAGCAAGUACUAUUUUCAAUUCCUGGAUUCAUUAUAUGUUUGACGUAUUAGGUGAAUUACCAAUUUGGCCUCACAGAGAUGUCAUUGCACAAAACAUGCCAGAAACCUACAAAGCAGACUACCCAUCCACAUUUGCAAUAUUAGAUUGUACAGAGCUGAAAAUCGAAAGGCCAACGUCACUGGUGUUGCAAAGCCAGAGCUUUUCAAACUACAAAAGCACAAACACCCUAAAAUCGCUAGUUGCCUGUGACCCCCGUGGUGCUGUGAUUUUUUCAUCUGCCCUCUUCACAGGAUCCAUGUCCGAUAAGGAGAUAGUCAGGCAAUGUGGUAUCAUCCCGUUACUAGAGCAACUUAUAGAGAGUGGCUAUUUGCAAAGAGGGGAUGGCAUAAUGGCUGAUAAGGGCUUCUUGAUCGAGGAAGAGAUGCGAGCAGUCGGACUGCAGUUAAACCUGCCACCGUUUUCGAGAUUUAAGAGGCAAAUGCCCGCUGGAGAUGUGCUGGUGACAAAGCGCAUUGCAAAGCACAGGGUGCACGUAGAGAGGGCCAUCGGUAAAAUAAAAAAGUUCAAGAUGGUGUCAGACAAAAUUCCUAAUACAAGGUUAGGGAUUAUAAAUCACAUCUGGUAUGUGGUGAGCAUGCUUUCAAACUUCCAGCCACACAUACUUAAGUAAGGGACAGUCUGGGACAGUCGUAGCAUCACAUGGCAACAAAUACAAAGUAUUACUACAUGACAUUAUUACUGCUUUAACCUGUUAUUUUUACUCACCACUGUGGGGCAUUUUGUCAGCCUGAGCUGUGGAAGGUGCUAUAGAAAUCCUUGUUUCAUGUUUUUAUGUGUAGGUGUAUAUAAUAUGUCAAAUUUUAAUGAAAUGAAUAUGUCAAAUUUUAAUGAAACUUUAAUAAAAUCUCACCCGGUGGCUUAGACCGCACCCCACUGCAUACUUCCUGCCUCCAACUUCUACCUCAGGUGCAGUUUCAUCAGCAAUGUAGCUUAUAGGUGCAUCUGACAUCUCCCUCAGUAGACCAUACACUGCUGUCCCUAACUCUUUCCUUUAACAAAUACAUUCAGAGUAUUAUUGUCUAUCAUGUUACACAGUACACAGGAAUAUGUUCAGAACAGUGUGACUGAUGGUGUUGCUGUAGAGUACAUGGAAAGUAAAAUACUUACUUAUUGUGGAUAUAGCUGGACAUGAUGGGUUUCCGCUUGCGGUUGACUUUGGCCUUGGCUACCACCACACUGCUCACAGGUUGUUAUUUUUUUACCCCUGGCUUUGUGCCACUGCUGAGGCUGGCUUGUGGAGGAGAUGUCAUUAUGUCUGGCACGGCACAGGUCCAGGGUGUACAUAAGGCCCACAAUGUGAGAGCAAAAACCUGGUGAACUGAUUUAAGCCAGAAGUAGCAUUAGGUGUUUGUUUUGGAAAUGCUAUUUGCAGUGACUAUGAAUUGCUUAUGUCAACCAGCCUUAUGACAAUAAUGUUACUAGCUAGUUACUGCAAUAUUAGAGUGCCUUGACAUGUAACCUUACAUCCAUGUUGUAACAACAUAUUGUAACAAGCUAGACUCUGAUGACGUUGCUUCUUGCUAGAAAGGAUAGUUGAAAGGAUGUUGACUAGCUAUCUAACUAAUUUAAAUAUUUCAGACAACAUCCUCCUGAAGUAUACAAGUGUCCUGAACUUACCCGGCAGUGCAAGAGCAUAACUGGUCCAAAAGGCUGUGCUCGUUGCAUGUGAGGUAGAGAUCAUGGGGUUUCUCCGAUUUUGCCAUUGACCGGUACGCUUUCGCCUCGACAGUCGUAGUGUCCCCUUCUUUGUUUAUUUUAAUGUUUUUAAUGUAUCCCUCCACCGCAUACUGUAACCCCUUUUGCCUCGAUCUGGAGGAUAUCGCACAAGUAUUGCUCCAAAAAGAGUCACUGACACGCACCGCUAUAUUUUUCCCCGACAUGACACUGUGUUGACACUCCGUCGGCGUCAAGAAGCUUGUCGGGCUAGCAACGGUAACUAAGGGGGGCGGGGCUUUUGCGAAAGGUCAAUUGAGCUGCGCUGCUAUAUAUCUUUUUUAUCAAUGUGACGAGUUGCGAGUCUAGUGCAGGCCGGGUUUUUUUUUCCAGCACCCCCUGCUGAGAAUACGUUCUCGCGGCUAUGGUUGCACCAGAUGUUAUAAACAUUAAACGGUCACAUAAAUCAU